Messenger RNA from Erinaceus europaeus (western European hedgehog), 771 nucleotides. RefSeq names its product chromosome 1 C20orf141 homolog (gene C1H20orf141). The transcript is spliced from 2 exons. NCBI's taxonomy places the organism in Eukaryota, Metazoa, Chordata, Mammalia, Eulipotyphla, Erinaceidae. The record is from RefSeq and is a predicted model, not a curated record. The coding region runs from base 127 to 621 and encodes 164 amino acids.
GUUCAGAGGAGCCCAGUUCCUCAUCCCUGAGCUUCCCCUUGGGUGUUUGCCAGGGCCCACCCCCUCCCACCUCCCACUCCAUACUGCCUCCCAGCAUCAGCCCCUCCCAUAGGGGUCACUCCCUCCAUGACCCAGCUCUGUUCACCCAGGCCCAAAGCCCUUGCUUUCCCCAUCCCUGUCCGUACCGAGGGCCUGGGUGAUGGGGAGGCACCAGGUAGAUCAGUGGACCCAUGUGCCUCCCCCUGGGGUCCUAGGCCAGCCCGGAUCCUGGACAGUAUCCUAGGGCUGGGGGCACUGGGGCUGACAGUUCAGGCAGUCUUUUUCAUGACUGGUCCAGCCCUGCUCCUGCUGCUGCUCCUCAUCAGCUUCCUGGCCUUUGACCUGCUCCACAGGCCUGCAGACCCCAACCUGCCACAGCAUGUCAUCCUCACAGGGGGCCAGAGUCAGGGGGCCGGUGAGGGGCCUGGACAGCAGGAGGCUCUUCAGCCCACAGUGACAAUCACGAGACAAAUCCAGGACGCCCUCCUGUUGCUUCUCUUGGGCCUGGGGCUGCUGCUGGGGGUGCAUGGCCUGCCGCUAGCCCUGCUUGGCCUGGCUUUCUGCCUUCACCCUUGGGUCUGAAUGCCCAUCUUCCUGAGACACUGAGUGGAACAUGCUGCUUCCGGGAGCCUUCUUUCCUCCCCCUGAGCUGGGCAGACUCGAGGGGACCUCUUUAUCCCAAGCUGAACCUCAGAGGACCUCUGGCCUCAAAAUAUAAUCAGUGAAUACCUA